This is a messenger RNA of Teleopsis dalmanni, 960 nucleotides long. RefSeq lists its product as uncharacterized. The record is from RefSeq and is a predicted model, not a curated record. Lineage: Eukaryota; Metazoa; Arthropoda; Insecta; Diptera; Diopsidae. Bases 1 to 960 code for a protein of 319 amino acids. The transcript has 6 exons.
AUGCAGAUGGACACGAUGCAAUCACAUUUUUUAAGAUUCAUAUCUCAAAAUAAUUUGGAGGAACCUUUAAAAACAAUACUUUUAGGGGCUUGCAAAACAGCAACCACUUUUUCUUCAUAUCUCUCACAAAAUCGUGAGUAUCUCCAACAAUCUACAAAAAAUAUAACUGAAUUUUGCUUAAACGAAGUCUAUAUUGACCAGUAUUUGCGCAAAAAAAAUUUAAAAACUGAAAAGUAUGAUAAAAAGAAUUUGCGCACGCUAACUUAUGUGGAUAAAGGAACAAUUUUCAAAGAACAGAUAAAUGAAAUUAAAUAUGGGCUAGAAUUUGAAUCUAAAUCAUAUAUAUACAAACACAAGCAUAUAGUCAAUUCUGUCCCCUAUAUUCAAGAUAUAUAUCUUGGAUAUAAGUUUUGUGAACAUUCAAAAAAGGUUUGUUUUGUUUUGAAAACGAUUCGUGAGAAUUUUAAAAUAAAAAAUAUUUUUGUCCAACGUGAUGAUAUUGGGGAAUUAAAAAAAAUAGAUACUUCUAUUAUGGAUUUGGUGUUUUACGUUGACAAAAAAUGUUUAUUCAGUAAUGUAGAUAUUAAAAUAUUUUUAGUGCAUAAUAACAUAUCGGAUGACUCGACAAUCUUUAAUUGCGAUUCAUUUAAAUUCAAACGCUUCAAUUUAAAAGCACCGGAUCAAAAAUUCGUAUAUGAAAUGGCACCUUACAUUUCAGAAGAUUUUAAAAUUUUAUACUCUAAAAAAGAAGAACAACAAAUCAAAUAUUUGUGCCAGAUUUCUCCAAAGUUCGAGUCAUAUAUAUCUAAUGGCAAACAAUUAACCCGAGAAAAUAUGUGUGAAGUUUUAAAAUAUUUAUUAACGUUAGAAGAUUUGGAGAUUUUAAAACCAUAUAACAAUUUAAUUCAACACAACAUAUGUAUUAAUGAAUUCACAAAACCUGGAAAAAUAUGUGGAUGA